This is a messenger RNA of Esox lucius (northern pike), 3392 nucleotides long. Its product is annotated as tripartite motif-containing protein 16-like. The record is from RefSeq and is a predicted model, not a curated record. NCBI's taxonomy places the organism in Eukaryota, Metazoa, Chordata, Actinopteri, Esociformes, Esocidae. Gene Ontology annotation, molecular function: protein binding; zinc ion binding. The transcript is spliced from 7 exons. The coding region runs from base 773 to 3208 and encodes 811 amino acids.
CGUAUUUAUAACCUUAACUUCUGUGAUCCAGAUUGAAUCGCGCCCUGGUCAUUAUCAUACGUCACUGGAUUAGAGCGGGUUGCUAAAUAUACCAAAUAUAAACAUCGCUGCUGCAUGAGGGAAAUGUCAGAGAACAGGUUGACAUGAUGUUUGACCUAAUGCAUGGGACAAAAUGCAUUGUGGAUCCUUUCCCCUGCUCAGAUGUCAUAUGUAUCAACCAAUCAGUGUGUUCCAUGUCAUCGUCUGUGUCAUUGGCAGACAGAUCGCUAAAUAAUAUGGUGUCUUUAGCAGACACUUAAAAUACACCCAGGCAGUGUAAGAGCUGCCAUUCAUCAGCAUAGCGUGGGUAGAAGAUGUGGACCAGACAUUGUCAGUGUGGAACUACAACAGGAAGAACCAGUCCAGGACAGGAACAUGUGUUUAUGUAACUGUAUACUUAUACAUACUAUCAGCAGAAAACAACACCAUUGGUAAAUGGGAUUAUCUCAUCCACUGAUAUGACCUAUUGUUUUUGUGGUGAUUCAUAACUCCACCUGCAUUCGUGCUGGUUAUGGCUUACUUGGUUCAGAAGGAACUCGAGCCUGAGAGCCUGAUUGGUUCAGGUGGUACUCUAGUCUUAGAGACUGAUUGGUUGCCUCAGGCUUUGUGUUGAUUGAGAUCAGGUUUCACCACUACACACUGAAAUGCUCUGCUCCGGACACGCCCUGCCUCUUUCUCAGCCAGCCAGUCACUUCCUGGUUUGAAUCGGUAGGGAACAGGAACGAUUAGCAGAAUGUCAAUGACUAGUAGAACGACCACGAUCGACAGAAUGGCAGCCAUCAGCAGAAUGGCAGCAGCCAGCAGAAUGGCAGCUAUUAGCAGACAAGCUACCACUAGUGGCAAUUUCAUUAGUCAGGAUUCACAGAGGACUUCAAACAGUAGCAAUAGUAGUUCAUAUCUGGACCAGAUGGAAAGGACCAGUAAGAGCAGGCCUAUCCUUCGAGACCAGAUGGAAGGGACCAGUAACAGCAGGCCUAUCCUUCGUGACCAGAUGGAAGGGACCAGUAACAGCAGGCCUAUCCUUCGUGACCAGAUGGCAUCCACCAAUAACAGCAGGCGUAUCUUUCAAAACCAGACGGCAUCAACCAGUAACAGCAGGCCUAUCCUUCGAGACCAGGUGGCAUCAACCAGCAGGAGCAGUAGGUCAAUUGGUAGAGACCAGAUGGCAUCAACCAGCAGGAGCAGUAGGUCAAUUGGUAGAGACCAGAUGGCAUCAACCAGCAGGAGCAGUAGGUCAAUUGGUAGAGACCAGAUGGCAUCAACCAGCAGGAGCAGUAGGUCAAUUGGUAGAGACCAGAUGGCAUCAACCAGAAGCAGUAGUCUGCCUGUUAGUCGUAACCAGAGGGCAUCAACCAGUAGCAGUAGCAGCAGUUCUUCUCUGGACCAGGUGACAGUUGCAACCAGCAGACGGGUAGUCACAGGCAGUAGUAUCUCGCUGAAUCUGGACCGACAGCCGUUCAGAUGCCCCGUGUGUCUGGAGGUCCUCAAGGACCCGGUCACCAUCCCCUGCGGACACAGCUACUGCCUGGCCUGUAUAGAGGAGCACUGGGAGGGCAGGAGGAGGAAGGGGGUGGCCUCCUACAACUGUCCACAGUGUAAACACGCAUUCAUCCACAGACCUGGGCUCCACAGGAACACAGUACUGGCGGAGCUGGUGGAGAACUUACAGAAGACUGAGGACUCGCCCCCCCCCUCCCUGAUGGGACCUGAAGAUGUGGAAUGUGAUGUCUGCACUGGGAGGAAGAACCCAGCAGUCAGAUCUUGUCUGGUGUGUCUGGCCUCCUACUGCAAGACACACCUCCAACAGCACGAGGACAGACACCAGCACAGACUGCACAGACUGACCAGUUCCCCUCAGCAACACCUCCAGGACAAGGUCUGUCCACGCCAUGACAGACUGCUGUCAGGCUUCUGCUGGACUGACAGGCUGUGUGUCUGUUCCCUCUGCCUCAAAGACAGACACCAGGGUCACGAGACGGUCUCUGCUGCUGCAGGACGGACAGAGACGCAGAGCCAGCUGGAAGAGGGUUUGAGGAGAGGUCACCAGAGGUUAAAUGAGAGAGAGAGAGAACUACAAUACAUUAUCAGAUCCAUCAAGCGUGGGUCUCAGGCAGCAGUGCAGGAUGGGGAGAGGGUGUUUGACAAGCUGCAACGCUGUAUAGAAAAGAGACGCUGUGAGGUGAUGGAGCUGAUCAGAGAACAGGAAAACAAUGCCCUGAGACAGGCACAGGAGCAGAUGGAGAGACUGGAGAGAGCAGAUGAGGAAUUGAGAUGGAGAGACACAGAGCUAGAGCGGCUCUCACACACCAAGGACCACAUCUACUUCCUUCAGAGGUGCCCUAACCUCCCUAAGAGUGUGACUUUACCCAACAUUGACCUGGACGUGCCUCCAUCCCACUGGAUCAGAGCAGUGAGAAGGGCACUAGAGGACAUUCAGAAGAGACUGCAGGAGCUCUGCAACAAAGAAUUAACAAAGAUCGCUGACCUGAUAGGAGACCAGAGUUCAGUGGAGACGGGCCAACCAGCACCUACUGCGCCCCAGUCAGACAUCUCAGACCCACCAGAGCCAAUCACGAGAGCAGAUUUCCUACAGUACUGCAGUCCCCUGGUCCUGGAUGUGAACACAGCCAACCCCUACCUUUGGGUUUCUGAGGGGCGGAGAGAGGCGACGACACAGGGGAACCCGCGGCCGUACCCUGACCACCCUGACCGCUUCACCAGCUGGGCUCAGGUGCUGUGUGGCGGGGGUCUGAGCCGAGGGGGGCGGGGCGGCGGGCUGACUGGGCGCUGCUACUGGGAGGUGGAGUGGAGUGGACAGGGUGGCGUGUCGAUAGGAGUUUGCUACAGAGACAUGAAGAGGCACGGAGAGGGCGACGACUCCAAACUAGGACACAACCCCCGGUCCUGGAGCCUCGACUGGACCCCCUCUGGUUGCUCAGUGCACCAUGCUGACAACAGCAGAACCCUGCCAGUACCCGGGUCCAACCGGGUUGGAGUGUACCUGGACCACAGGGCUGGGACUCUGUCCUUCUAUAGCAUCUCCUCAGACACGAUGGCCCUGAUCUACCAGGUCCAGACCACCUUCACAAAGCCACUCUACCCAGGGUUCUGGGUUGGCCUGGGAUCGACUAUCACCCUCUUACCACAAGAUCAGAAAGGUUCACUGUAACGUUUCUAGACGGUCAACUGUCGGGAUUCAUGUUUCACACUUACAAACAGGACUGAUUCCCUGAAGCGCUGUCUUCCUUGGAUUUGUAAAACACACCUCUUCUAUUAAAUAUUUUGUUUACUAAUGUAUUUGAGAAAUGAAUUGGCCAAAGAAACUUCUCUUGAUCAGUUAUAUUACAUAAAAG